Messenger RNA from Diversispora eburnea, 2220 nucleotides. The record is from the annotation of a GenBank genome assembly. Lineage: Eukaryota; Fungi; Glomeromycota; Glomeromycetes; Diversisporales; Diversisporaceae.
ACCGAAAAACUCGAAUUACCUUCUGCUGCUAUUAUGUUCUUUACCUAUUAUUUAGUUCAAACUCGUCCUGUUAUGACUGAUGAUGUCAUAGUAGAUCAUUUAGAAAAACUACAACGAGUGCAGAAUUCAUUUGACCAUGUAUUUUAUGUGGAAUUAUGGUUAACAGCUUUAACUGGAUUGGCAGAGGUCAAUUUGACAGGACAUACUCUUUUAUGGAAGAGUUUCGUAUUGGUUAAACUUCCGACAUUAAUUGAAAAAUUAGAAGAAAGAAAAUUUGCAAAAUUCAGUCAUGAUGAAAUGGAAAUGUUGUCAUAUGAAUCAUUAAAGAAUAGUUGUCAUGAAUGCGUAAUAAAUCAAUUAUUUGGGUUUCGUGGACUAUUCAGUGCCUGUAGCCAACAUGUAGAAACAAUAGAUGAUCUUUUCCAAGCACCAGAUAUUUUUGUUGACAUAUUAAAAGUAUGCCUGAAAAAAAAUUUGGUUAGACGUGAAUUUGUUUUAAGAUUGUUAGAAGAUCGAUCUACGGAACUUGAGUGGGGUGGAAAUAUUUUAGAUGAUCCAAGCAGUCAGAUGGUAGAUCAUUUAGUUUCUACGGCAACCACAAUGACAACAUGGAGUGCAAGUGGUGAAUUAAAACCAUUAGCAAUUCUAUGUCAUUCUAUUAACGAAAUUCCUUCGCUUCUUGAUAUAAUUCAUUUAUAUCGACAUCCAUUUGAAUUGUUGGAACCAUUGGAACAAUUAUGUAAUAAAUGGGAAAAGUCAAUAGAUAAUACUAGUUUUGAAUCAUAUGUUCAAGAUUAUGAAAAUUAUGGUAUAAUAUUUUUAUUAUUGUAUAAUAUUGUACACAGUUAUGAGCUUCAUAAAAAUCUAAAAGAUGUAUUACAGGAUGAAAAUGGAUUUUGUCACACGUGGAUCACUCAAUCAUCAGUUGCUUAUGAACCUGAAAUGUUGAAUACUGAAAAUUUUACACUAUUAGAGGAAUGGGUCAAUGCAUUAUCAACAAUUCAAGAUAUUCCAGAAAAUCUUAUAAAGGCUACCAAUCCUCGAAUAUUAAUUGAAUUAGCUCCAACAAUAUUUAAGAAAUCACUCGCAGAAGUUGAAAAGAGUUCUAAAGAUUUUCGAAAUAUUGAAAACGUCGAAAACAUUGAAAAUGUUGAAAAUUUUGGUGUUGUUACUUUAGAAACUUUAUUACAGAAUUUUGAAAUUUUCCUGAAACCUUAUUUAUCAUAUGCAUUAAUUGGAGUUAUUCAGUGGUUAUGUGAUGAUAUUUGCUUUAAAGGACCAAAUUCUUUAUCAUCAAAAGUUCUUAACUAUUUGAUGUUAAAUAAUGAUUUCCCUUUACCAAUUAUGAGAUUGGUUGGUACAGGGGUAUUAUCAAUCUUGAACUAUACAUCAAAUAAUAACUUGUCAUCUCAAGAGCCAAUAGAAGCAGUAGAAUCAGUAGAGGCAGUAGAAGGGAGUGAUUCCAAUCUUAAAGUUAAAAUUACUAAUGUUAUACCUGAAUCAGUAUCAAAACAUUCUUCUGAGACAUUAUAUUCUCAAUUUAAAUUACUGUUUACGUCUAUCACCUUUGGUGGAUGUCAAAGAAAGUCUAGAUUUAUUAAUAUUGAUGAAGAAUAUGAGGAUGAAUUUCGUCAAUAUAAUUUGGCCUCCGACUUAUCAUGGCAAAGUGCACAUCAUUUAGAUAUUGACUUAUUUAGAACAUGUCUUGAAAUCCAUGGUCCAAAAAUUUUUAUAGAUUUAAUAGUUGAGGGAGUGUUGAUUGCAGGUGAAAAAGGCAUGGGAUUAAGAGCAGCCGAACUUGGUGCUUCUCUUAUAACGCUUCCCUUAUGUUAUACAUGGAAUGUACAUUUACAACCAAUAAACCUUAUUCAUAUCUUAUUCACGGAUGUAUUAAUACAGGCUCUUGAUAAAAUUAUUAUGUAUUCACAAGGUUAUGCAUUGGGAUUUAUGUCAUUUUUUAUAUUAAUUAUUUGCAACAAAAAUCCCAAUUUUGUUUUAACUGGAGGAAAAAAUAUAUGUAAUGAUUUUAUUGAAUAUAUUCUUCCAAAGUUUCAAGUUAAAGAAGUGAAUCAAGUUGAAAUAUCAAAAGUCUGGGGACCAUUAAUGAAUGGACCAACAAAAGGAUUUAUGGAUGCUUUAAUAUCAAAUAAUAGUGAAAUAAGUGAAAAAUUACCAAAUUUGGCUUUAAAAAAUUUGUUGAUAGAAUUAGAUCUUAAUUAA